AUGACACCUCCUUCACCAUCUCUUGACCGCCUUCUUGACCCUACAUCUGCUUCUCCUCCCUCCUCCGCGCGGUCACGACCAUCCCUAGAUACCCCAUCCUCCGACUCCCACAACGAGGACCAACCCACUCGCCCAUCCUCUCCCUCUCCUCUCGACGGCGUCUGCGAUCUCGAACCGCUUCCCGAACCCCUGUCUGGUCCAUCCACCCACGCGACCACCUCGAAUGCUCUCACACACUCGAUAGCGUCCUCCUCGGCUUCCUCUCCUUUCGCCGCCACUGGUCCCUCGUCCGGGCCCAUCAUUGAGAUGGAACCAAUGACCGGUGCCGGCCAUCGCCGGCGCCGCAGCAGUCUCAUGCAGAGCGUCGGCGCAAGCACGCCUGACAGAGCCGCCCGCCCUCGCGCACAGUCGCUUCGAACACCCGGCGCCCGAGCGCCAGGCGGCCUUGCUGAGGAACCGAAGAUCUCGGAGGAAGCUCCAGGGGCUUUCCCAUCAGCCUCUGCAGAUCCCGCGGACGACAGUUUCUCGGACGAAGACCUACAUGAUGACGAGGAGACGGGGCUCACAAAAAAGGACAAGAGGCGGAAGCGGCAGAGGAAGAGACGCAACACACUUCUCGACCAGAGGAUAGCAAGAGGAAGGAACCUGGCCAUCAACGCUUCGUUGAUCCUGUUGUGGUACAUUUUCUCACUGAGCAUCUCUUUGUACAACAAGUGGAUGUUCGAUAAGGAUCGUCUCAAUUUUGCGUUCCCCCUAUUCACAACAAGCUGUCACAUGCUUGUCCAGUUUGCCCUGUCCGGCCUGGUUCUCUACUUCAUCCCAUCAUUACGACCUCAAAAUGCCCAACACAACUCGGAUGCCGGUCGGUCACGACACGAGACGGAACCCGAUCGGCCCUUGAUGUCGAAACUAUUCUACCUCACGCGCAUCGGACCUUGCGGCGCGGCAACAGGGCUCGACAUUGGCUUGGGCAACACGUCCCUGAAGUUUAUCACCUUGACCUUCUACACCAUGUGCAAGUCUUCGUCUUUAGCAUUCGUCCUGAUCUUCGCCUUCAUCUUCCGACUCGAAAAACCGACCUGGAGACUUGUUGCCAUCAUAGCCACCAUGACUGCCGGCGUCGUUCUCAUGGUAUCAGGCGAGGUAGAGUUCAAGCUCGGUGGCUUCGUCCUCGUCAUUUCCGCCGCCUUCUUCUCUGGUUUCCGCUGGGCCCUCACUCAGAUUCUUCUACUGCGCAACCCUGCCACAUCCAACCCCUUUUCUAGCAUUUUCUUCUUAGCACCCGUCAUGUUUGUGGUUUUGAUGGCGAUCGCCAUCCCCGUCGAAGGAUUCCCUGCUCUCUUCGAAGGACUCAAAGCACUCGUCAAUGAGUGGGGCAUCAUCAUGACCCCCCUUUUCCUGCUGUUCCCCGGCUGUAUCGCCUUUCUCAUGACGGCUUCCGAGUUCGCUCUGCUGCAGCGGACCUCAGUGGUCACGUUGUCGAUUGCUGGAAUUUUCAAAGAGGUCGUCACCAUUUCAGCCGCCGCCCUCGUGUUCGAAGACCAUCUCACUCCCGUCAACGCCGUUGGGCUUGUCACCACCAUGCUUGCCAUUGUCGCCUACAACUGGAUGAAGAUUCGCCAGAUGCGACAGGAGGCUCAAGAGGAUGUCCAUCGUGGACACGCGGAGCCCGACAGCGCUUCCAACGACAGCGGGAGUGACACCGAAGACGUCGUCGGCGAGCAAGCUGGUCUGCUAGCACGGUCGAGUGCCGAUAUUGACGAUAACCUCGUUACUCUCGAUGGCGACAUUAUUCCCAAUCCCGCUCAGGACGCACAUUUUGAGGCGCAGGAGUCUCGAACGGCACAAGCUCAUAGGGAUAAUUGA
Verticillium dahliae VdLs.17 is the source of this 1866-nucleotide messenger RNA. Its product is annotated as solute carrier family 35 member C2. Gene Ontology annotation, molecular function: antiporter activity. The record is from RefSeq and is a predicted model, not a curated record. Lineage: Eukaryota; Fungi; Ascomycota; Sordariomycetes; Glomerellales; Plectosphaerellaceae. Gene Ontology annotation, biological process: UDP-glucose transmembrane transport. Gene Ontology annotation, cellular component: endoplasmic reticulum-Golgi intermediate compartment; cis-Golgi network; Golgi apparatus. Bases 1 to 1866 code for a protein of 621 amino acids. The transcript is spliced from 4 exons.